UGGCGAUGAGCCAAUGAGAGUUGACGCCGGCCCGGAGGGCGGGGACACACAGUGCAGGCCCCGCCUCUUUCCUCCCUUUUCUCGGAGACCCGACGGCGCGAACCCAGCCUGGCUGCUGCAGCACUUGCUCUAACUUUGCCGCAGCUGCCUCCCUUUUCCCGGAACCCACUCUCCUAACCCACCCCUAGGAGGGGGAGAGAAUGUGGGGAGCACUUCAGAGAGGCCUAAGCUCCAGAGAGCGGGCCAUCUGGGCUCUGAAAGCAAAUUAGUUUUCCAACUCAUGUCUGGCUCCAGCGUUAUCCAGACGCCUGGAAGGUCCUUCCUGCAGUCUGAUCACCAUUUUUCCUGCUGCACUGACCGAUCAGCUCCCCUUGGUCUUCAACCUCGGGAAUGAUGGAUUAGGGGAGUCUAGAAAUGGACGAAGCCCUAGAAACGCAGCUGAAGACGAGCAGAGGACGCUUCUCGGCUACAGAAUCCCUCCCCACCUUGGAGUUGCCAGUUUCCUGGAGUGGAUCCUGAGGUGUCUUAUCAGCCUCUACACCCCAAUCCAGCUAACAGCUCUUAUCUCAGGUGGACAUGGCCUGCAGGGUCCACAUGCAACCCAUCGGCCUGACCUGGGUUGUGCAACUGACCCUGACAUGGAUCCUGCUAGAAGCCUGUGGAGGGAGCCACCCACUCCAAGCCAGGUCCCAGCGACACCAUGGGCUGGCAGCUGAUCUGGGCAAAGGCAAGCUGCACUUGGCAGGAACUUGUUGUCCCUCAGAGAUGGACACAACAGAGAUAUCGAGCCCUGGGAACCAUCCAGAACGCUGUGGAGUGCCGAGCCCCGAGUGCGAAUCCUUCCUGGAACACCUCCAACGUGCCCUUCGCAGUCGCUUCCGCCUGCGGCUAUUAGGGGUACGCCAAGCACAGCCACUCUGCGAGGAGCUCUGCCAGGCCUGGUUCGCCAACUGCGAAGAUGAUAUCACCUGUGGCCCGACUUGGCUCCCACUCUCAGAAAAAAGGGGCUGUGAGCCUAGCUGCCUUACCUAUGGACAGACCUUCGCAGACGGGACGGACCUUUGUCGCUCGGCUCUGGGCCACGCCCUACCGGUGGCCGCUCCUGGAGCCCGUCACUGCUUCAAUAUCUCCAUCUCCGCGCUACCUCGUCCCAGACCAGGACGGCGGGCCCGGGAAACUCCCUCCUGGCGUUCCCGCCGCCCUCGCACCUCCAUCCUGGACGCUGCAGGCAGCGGGAGUGGCAGUGGAAGCGGCAGCGGCCCCUAGCGGACGCGUGGCCCUCAGUUGGGGGAGGGUCCCUUCCCCCAGCCCUGCCCCUCAGAACACCCAGAACCCCACCCCUCGCCCUCUCGGCCUUCUAUAAUAGUUUUGAGAUGUCUGUCCCUCCUCCCUGGAGCUCCAGAGACUCACCCCUCUCCGGGUUAUCCCAGAAAUGACCCAACUCUCUCUCUCACUUUUCCCUCUCCCCUUUGAAUAAAGUCGCCAGCUAGAGCACGUGA
This is a messenger RNA of Chlorocebus sabaeus (green monkey), 1499 nucleotides long. The record is from RefSeq and is a predicted model, not a curated record. NCBI's taxonomy places the organism in Eukaryota, Metazoa, Chordata, Mammalia, Primates, Cercopithecidae.